AAUAGUAGAAUUUAACCUUGAUCUCGCCUAUCUUUGUCUUAUUCACAACAUUCAAUGGCAUAUCAAAAUCUAUAAGAGAAAGAAAGAAAACUUCCUAAAUAAAUACAAAAAAAUGAAUGUCACCAUAAACGCCGGAAGAGUUGCAACUGGAAUAAUUAGACAACAGUUAAAUUUGAACAUCAAAAGAUAUUUACAGUUUUCCUCUGUAAAAAUGGUUAAGAUAGGUGAUUCAAUUCCUAAUAUAGAUCUGUUUGAAGAUUCUCCAACCAAUAAAGUGAAUAUAGCUCAAUUAUCAUCUGGUAAAAAGGUUAUUAUUUUCGCAGUACCUGGUGCAUUUACUCCCGGAUGUUCGAAGACCCAUUUGCCUGGUUACAUCAAUAAAUCUGAAGAAUUGAAAAGUCAAGGAGUCGAUGAAAUAAUUUGCGUGUCAGUAAAUGAUCCUUUCGUGAUGUCCGCUUGGGGAAAAGAACAUAAAACUUCAGGCAAAAUUAGAAUGCUCGCCGAUCCAUCGGCGGCUUUGGCUAAAGCACUAGAUCUUUCCGUCGAUAUCGCUCCACUCGGUGGUAUCAGAAGCAAAAGAUAUUCCAUGGUUAUCGAAGAUGGUAAAAUUACAUCAUUGCAAGUUGAACCCGAUGGUACCGGAUUAUCUUGUUCUCUAGUAGAAGCCAUUAAAUUGUAAAAUUUCAUGUUCAUCACGAUAUUGCAUCUUUAAUAAUAUAUUAAGUUGAAACGAAA
Molecule: messenger RNA, 735 nt
Organism: Diorhabda sublineata
Lineage: Eukaryota; Metazoa; Arthropoda; Insecta; Coleoptera; Chrysomelidae
Product: peroxiredoxin-5, mitochondrial
Exons: 3
Coding region: 113-679 (188 amino acids)
Biological process (GO): cell redox homeostasis; hydrogen peroxide catabolic process; cellular response to oxidative stress
Cellular component (GO): cytoplasm; mitochondrion; peroxisome
Molecular function (GO): thioredoxin peroxidase activity
Source: RefSeq, a predicted model, not a curated record